Messenger RNA from Cicer arietinum (chickpea), 1112 nucleotides. RefSeq lists its product as uncharacterized. Gene Ontology annotation, molecular function: transcription coactivator activity. NCBI's taxonomy places the organism in Eukaryota, Viridiplantae, Streptophyta, Magnoliopsida, Fabales, Fabaceae. The record is from RefSeq and is a predicted model, not a curated record. Gene Ontology annotation, cellular component: nucleus. Gene Ontology annotation, biological process: transcription by RNA polymerase II.
GAAUGAAUGGAUGAAUGAAUUUUGUGCGUAUACACGGUUCCUUCCCUUCAACAGUUGUAAUUGCAGUCGCAGAGACAUAGUAGAAUAUUAUUAAUUCACCAACAAAACCCUGCUAGUGAGUUAGUUCUAUUUUAGGUUGAAAGAGUAAAGAAGAUGCCGAAAAAGAUGGGGGUGAAUUCCAAAGCGGAAGCGGCCAGGGCUCGCAAGACCGCCGCGGAAACGGAGAAAAAGGAGCGGGAGACUCGACAGAAGGAGGACCAGUACUGGCGAGAGGCGGAGAGUUCCAAACCACGCGCCGCAAAGAAAAGGGAGGAAGAGGCAGAUAAGAAGGCGGAGGCGGCAGCACGACGAGCGGAGGCGCGUCGUUUGGCAGAGGAGGAAGAGAAGGAGCUGGAGAAGAUGAUGAAAAAGCCGGACAAGAAGGCGAACAGGGUGUCGAUCCCUGUACCAAAGGUGACGGAGGUGGAGCUGAGGAAGCGGCGCGAGGAAGAGCAGGCUCUGGCUCAGAAGAAGGCUGAAGAAUCCAAAAAGCGGACCGCUGCGGAGGAAGAGUACGAGAGAAUGGUGCUUGUGUCGAAUACGAAUCGUGACGAUUCGAUAAUAGAAGCUAGUACUCUUGACGAAGCGAUCGCUCAGAUGAGUAUCGAUAACAACUUACCACCCGACAGGCAUCCCGAGAGGCGACUCAAGGCUUCCUUCAAGGCAUUUGAAGAAGUUGAACUCCCUAAGUUGAAGCAAGAUAAACCGGGUCUUACCUACACUCAAUACAAAGAUAUGAUUUGGAAGCUUUGGAAGAAAUCUCCUGACAAUCCUCUUAAUCAAAUUGCUGCUGAGUGAAUGCGUUCAAUCAUCUACCUCACUGCUUCCGUUGCCCAUUUUCCAUUAACUCAUAAUAGCUUUUUCUUUACCUUUCAUAUUUGUUAUCCCUCUGUAAGCAAUAUAUGAGUUUCACUUUCUGUACAUUAUUACAAUCAUUGUUGUCAUACAAUUUCUGUUUCAUUCUCCUUCUCCUACUACAACCAAUAAGCACUGACGCUGUAUGUACCUACUCUUUAUUAUAUCAACUGCAUCCAAAUCUUUAAAUACAUUCAAUAUUCUUCUGAGGGUGAACA